This is a messenger RNA of Polyodon spathula (Mississippi paddlefish), 1234 nucleotides long. Its product is annotated as delta-type opioid receptor-like. Gene Ontology annotation, molecular function: dynorphin receptor activity; neuropeptide binding. Gene Ontology annotation, biological process: G protein-coupled opioid receptor signaling pathway; neuropeptide signaling pathway; sensory perception of pain. The coding region runs from base 1 to 1119 and encodes 372 amino acids. NCBI's taxonomy places the organism in Eukaryota, Metazoa, Chordata, Actinopteri, Acipenseriformes, Polyodontidae. Gene Ontology annotation, cellular component: membrane; neuron projection. The record is from RefSeq and is a predicted model, not a curated record. The transcript is spliced from 3 exons.
AUGGACACACCAGUGGAAAUUUUUAAAGAAGAUAAAUGCUCAUCGGUCUUCUCAGAAGAGUGUCUUACCAACAAUACUUGGCUGUCUGGCUAUUUUGACGUUGACAAUUUCACUCACGAUGAUAACCUGUGGGCAAACCACACCAUGUCGCCAAUUAUUCCAAUUAUCACUGCUGUUUACUCAGUGGUGUUUGUCGUGGGCUUGCUAGGUAACGGCUUGGUAAUGUAUGUUAUUAUCAGAUAUACAAAGAUGAAAACAGCUACCAACAUCUACAUUUUUAAUCUAGCUGUGGCAGAUGCUCUUGUUACCACAACAAUGCCCUUUCAGAGUACAGACUACUUAUUAGGUACAUGGCCUUUUGGGGAAGUAGUCUGCAAAAUAUUUAUUUCAAUAGAUUACUAUAACAUGUUCACCAGCAUUUUCACUUUGACCAUGAUGAGUGUCGACCGGUACAUUGCCGUUUGCCACCCUGUAAAGGCCCUUGAUUUUCGCACACCAGUAAAGGCCAAAAUAAUUAAUGUUUGUAUCUGGAUACUCUCAUCAGCAGCUGGUAUACCUGCACUGAUACUGGGCAGCACACAAACUAAUCAUGGUACCACAGAAUGUGCUUUGCAGUUUCCAGAACCGUAUGUGUACUGGGACACCCUCAUGAAAAUCUGUGUGUUCAUUUUUGCAUUCGUCGUGCCAGUUCUCAUUAUUUCAGUGUGCUACACCUUAAUGAUCCUGCGUCUGAAGAGUGUCCGACUCCUGUCUGGCUCUAGGGAAAAGGACCGAAAUUUGCGUCGCAUCACAAAGCUGGUGUUAGUGGUGGUGGCUGUUUUCAUCAUCUGUUGGACUCCCAUACAUGUUUUCAUUUUGGUCAAGGUAUUAACAAAUAUUCCUGAAACCACAUCCGUGAUGGCGGCCUACUUUUUCUGUGUGGCACUUGGCUACACCAACAGCAGCCUCAACCCCAUUCUUUACACAUUCUUGGAUGAAAACUUCAAAAGAUGUUUUAAAGACUUCUGCAUUCCUUCAAAGCAAAAAACAGAUCGCCCCAGUGCCAGCAGGGUGAGGAGUACUGUCCACGAUCCAACUUAUCAUCAGGAAAAUGCUGAUGGAACAAGGAAACCAGUAUGACUAGCAGUGGAAAUGUCCUCUUUCUCCCCUCAUGGAAAAGAAGAUUCACGUGAUCUAGGACUAACUCAGAUAACAUCUGCACUCUAAAUGAUACUAGUAACACCCCCCACUGUUC